AAAAAAAAAAAAGGAAAAAACAUUUAGGCGUCAUCCCCUUCAACCUUCCCAACUUCUCUUUCUUCUCUCAAACAUUUUGCUCAUUUCAUUAUCAAAAAUCUUCGUAUUCAACUUUGCUUUUUCCAGGAAACCAAACCUUAUCUAAAUUAAAAUUAAUUUUAAAAUUUUGUUUGUUCGUCUGAUUUUAAUUAAACAUUAUAUGAUUUGCUUGACAAGUCAAAAAUUGUGCAUACCCAAACGAUUUGAAUCACAUUUCGUACCCUAUUUCGAUACAAAACCAAAACAAAAUUUGAGGAUAGUUAAUUCUGGGGAAUUUCCUGAAUAUUUAUCCGAGUUGAAAUUGUUAGCGUUUGGGACUAGAAGAAGAAGAGGAGGAAUUACAGCAGCAAUGGCGGUUGAAGUAACGAAAUCGAACGAAGCGACGAUUAUAUUGACGUCAGGUGCAAGCGGGAGAAUCAGUGCCUUGUUUUCAUUGCAGUUAUUGAGGAGCUUGUUCCUUUUGAUCAAUGCUUUUGUACUGCUAUUGUUGUUUCCAUUUCGUGGACGGAGGAGGAUGGCGGUGUCGUCGGGGUCGCAGGAGAAGGGUGUCGGCGGCAUUGGGAAGGAGGAAAAGGCAGUGGAGAGGAAGGGUACGGUGGUCCGAGUGCCGUCGAAAAUGGUGCCGCGGAAGAGCGCGGUGGAGCAGGAGGUGGCGGCGAGACGAUCGCUGGCGAUAAGAAGGGUACUUCAGGAAGACGAUAAAGAGACGCUGAGGGAAUUUUCGCUCUUUGUUACGUCCAGAGGAGAUACCAUGUUCACGCAAUCAUGGACACCUGUUUCCUUCAAAGUCAGGGGAUUGGUUUUCUUGUUGCACGGCCUCAAUGAACACAGUGGCCGAUAUAAUGAUUUUGCCAAGAAGCUAAAUGCAAAUGGUUUUAAAGUUUAUGGAAUGGAUUGGAUUGGACAUGGCGGAAGUGAUGGACUGCAUGCAUAUGUCCCUUCUCUUGAUGAUGCUGUCAGUGACAUGAAACAAUUUCUGUCGAAGAUUUUAGCUGAAAAUCCUGGACUUCCGUGCUUUUGCUUUGGACAUUCAACUGGUGCAGCGAUUAUCCUUAAGGCAGCACUUGAUCCAAAGGUAGAAUCUAGAAUUGAUGGUGUUGUAUUGACUUCACCUGCCGUUGGAAUUCAACCAGCUCAUCCGAUUUUCACAGUACUUGCUCCAAUUGUCGCAUUUUUAUUCCCAAGAUACCAGUUCAGUGCAGCAAACAAAAGGGGUGCCGCAGUAUCUAGGGAUCCAGCAGCAUUACUGGCCAAGUAUUCAGAUCCACUAGUAUUCACUGGAUCCAUUAGGGUACGAACAGGUUACCAGAUCCUUCAGAUAAUUGACUACUUGCAACAGAAUCUGUGCAAGUUGACAGUACCGUUCCUAGUUCUUCAUGGUUCUGAUGAUGCAGUCACCGACCCUGAAGGCUCUAAGAAGCUCUAUGAAGAGGCUUCUUCAACUGAUAAAAGUAUCAAGCUGUAUAAAGGAUUGUUGCAUGACCUACUUUUUGAACCUGAAAGAGAAGAAAUCAUGAAGGAGAUAAUCGACUGGUUGAACCAAAGACUGUUGAAUUGUUAAAGGACUACUACAUAAUGGUUCAAUCCGAAGAAAUCGGGCAGGGGAAAAUGCUGAAUCCGAAGAGAAUAGCACUUGGGAGGAAGAAAGUUGAGCUUGUUCAAUUAGUUUUGCAUGUUAAAGACUUGGUUAAACCCUCUGCAUUUUUAGAUGUUUUGUAAACUAAUUAAUCCAUAGUUUUUCAAUUUUCUUGGAAGGCAAAAUCAUUUUCCUCCGUUUAUGUCAGACAACUGCUUUUGUGAAAUGUAAAAGGUGGUUUAUUAAUUUA
This is a messenger RNA of Solanum dulcamara, 1865 nucleotides long. RefSeq lists its product as uncharacterized. Gene Ontology annotation, molecular function: lipase activity. Gene Ontology annotation, cellular component: membrane. The transcript is spliced from 7 exons. Lineage: Eukaryota; Viridiplantae; Streptophyta; Magnoliopsida; Solanales; Solanaceae. The coding region runs from base 200 to 1600 and encodes 466 amino acids. The record is from RefSeq and is a predicted model, not a curated record.